CUAAAUUAUUAAUCGCCCGCCCAUAUAAAGGAACCAAGGUAGACAGAGUUGUCCCUCUUGCUCUUCGAACCAGAUCUAGGGUUUCCAUUUUCUCACAAGCUUUCGCACUCCAGGAAAGAUGCCUCGUUAUGAUGACCGCUAUGGUGGUACAAGGCUCUAUGUCGGCCACUUGGCUCCACGGACAAGAUCACGUGAUCUGGAGGACCUCUUCAGCAGAUAUGGAAGAGUACGUGAUGUGGAUAUGAAGCGCGAGUUUGCCUUCGUUGAAUUUAGUGAUUCUCGAGAUGCUGAUGAUGCAAGAUAUAGCUUAAAUGGUCGAGAAGUAGAUGGGAGUCGCAUUGUAGUGGAAUUUGCAAAGGGGGUGCCACGUGGUCCAGGUGGAUCUCGUGAAUAUCUAGGCAGAGGUCCUCCUCCAGGAACUGGACGCUGCUUUAAUUGUGGGCUUGAUGGCCAUUGGGCUCGAGAUUGCAAGGCCGGGGACUGGAAGAAUAAGUGUUAUCGCUGUGGGGAACGAGGCCAUAUAGAAAGGAAUUGUCAAAACAGUCCCAAGAAACUGAGACGGGGGCGGAACCACUCUCGGUCACCAUCUCCUCGACGUGGGAGAAGCCGUAGCCGAAGCCGAAGCCGUAGCCGUAGCUUCAGCAGGAGUCGCAGCUAUAGCCGAUCUAGGUCACCUGUAAAGAGGGAGAGGAGUGUCGAGCGCGUGGAUAGAAGAUCUAGGAGCCCUCGUCACAGCAGGAGCCCAAAGCAGAAUAAAGUGUCGCCACCGGCAACCAAAGGGAGGAAGCGCAGUCCAACGCCUGAUGAUAGAAGCCCACGAGAGAGAGGUAGCCUAUCACCAAGGGACGACCGUAGGCAUGCGAAUGGGUCUGACUAUGGUGACAGCCCCAAGGCCGGGAGCAGGAAUGGGUCUGAAUAUGGCGACAGCCCCAAGGCCGGUAGCAGGAGCCCUAUCGGUGAUGCUGCAAGAGACAGUCCAAGGGCUAUGAGCUCCAUUGAAGAGAACGGACGGAAUCGCAGACCCAGCCCACUACCUGCAGAUGAUAGGAGCCCUGUUGAUGACGAUGAUAACCAUGGUUCUCCAAGGGCGGGCAGUGAAUCUGCUUAGUAGUGACUGGCUCAACAACAUUCUAUCUGGAAACUGUCCAGGAUAUGCUCUUUUAUGGUUUAUAUCAUAUUGAUAAUACCUCUGAUGUUACAUCUUAAUUGAAAUUUUUGUUUAGAAUUAUGCUCUGCACUGCAAUGACUGAUUGGAGUUUGAUGUAUUAUGAGGUGUGAGAGUCUGUUUGGAAUGAAUGCUAUGGCCAGGGGAAGAGGGCCUCAUCAUUAUGAAUAGUC
Molecule: messenger RNA, 1338 nt
Organism: Diospyros lotus (date-plum)
Lineage: Eukaryota; Viridiplantae; Streptophyta; Magnoliopsida; Ericales; Ebenaceae
Product: serine/arginine-rich splicing factor RS2Z32-like
Exons: 7
Coding region: 119-1108 (329 amino acids)
Biological process (GO): mRNA splicing, via spliceosome
Cellular component (GO): nuclear speck
Molecular function (GO): mRNA binding; zinc ion binding
Source: RefSeq, a predicted model, not a curated record